AUGGUGUCUGCAGCCGAUUCGCUGCUUGCGCGCGCGCGGUUCGACUCGGUGGCCAACAUCGAUCAGCGUGCGAGCGCGUUUGCCGCAUCGGGUGCACCCCUCGACUUGUACGGCAUCUACGGGGAGAUGGGCUUGAGGGCUAUCGCCGACGUCCUUCUGCUGCCAUCGGUACGUGAGCGCACGGGCCCCACGCGGCGCUUUGUCGAUUUCGGGUCCGGCUCCGGCCGGCUAAUCCUGGGCGUCGCUGCAAUGGCGGAGUGGGAGGCCUGCACUGGCAUCGAGGCGGUGACGGGCCUGCAUGCUAUCGCGUGCGAGUGCAUCGACAGUGCCGAGGCCAAUGAGGCCAUCCCUCCAGGGCUCGUGACGUCCGUGCUGGCGGAUGGGCUGCCGCACGUCGACUCGCCUGCGGUGAUGGCAGCAGCCGAUGUCUGCUUCAUGUACAGCACGGCGUUCCCGACCGCGGACGACGGGCUUCGACUGCCGGAAAUGAGCGCGUCGCUGGCAACCGUGAUGAAGGAGGGCAGUCUCGUCGUCACCACAGACACGCUCCUCGUCGGCCGCCGCUUCGCCUUCGACACACUCAAGCCUGUGAAGGGCGAAGAUGGCGACCGGCUCAACUGCUUCGUGUGGCGCGUCACUGGGGCGCCGGCGCCAUCGUACAACGACGCCUACGCCGAGGUGCAGGCGCAUUGGCUGGGAGACGACGCGCUGGCCGAGAACGACGCACUCUGCGAGGCGCUGGAGGCGGCGGCGUUUGCCGAGGUGGAAGAAUUACAGUGA
This is a messenger RNA of Emiliania huxleyi CCMP1516, 780 nucleotides long. RefSeq lists its product as hypothetical. Bases 1 to 780 code for a protein of 259 amino acids. The record is from RefSeq and is a predicted model, not a curated record. Lineage: Eukaryota; Haptophyta; Isochrysidales; Noelaerhabdaceae. The transcript has a single exon.